Molecule: messenger RNA, 1241 nt
Organism: Oryzias melastigma (Indian medaka)
Lineage: Eukaryota; Metazoa; Chordata; Actinopteri; Beloniformes; Adrianichthyidae
Gene: lsm11
Product: LSM11, U7 small nuclear RNA associated
Exons: 4
Coding region: 61-1038 (325 amino acids)
Biological process (GO): mRNA 3'-end processing by stem-loop binding and cleavage
Cellular component (GO): U7 snRNP
Molecular function (GO): U7 snRNA binding
Source: RefSeq, a predicted model, not a curated record
AUUUUUUUUCCCAGCAUCCAUCGCUUCAGCAAAAUCCGCUCUUUUGCGGUUGUUUCAAAUAUGGAGGAAAGAGAAAGAAAAUUCGUAGAACAAGGCAAUAAUGAGACAGAACCAACGCCCUCUACGUCUGCUGAGGGCGCAGUGGGACUCGAUAGCCAGCGUGACGACCCUACGGAUAAAAUAAAUGUCUGUUCUGACAACUUUGACCCUCUUCUGGCGCUGUACUCUCCGACCGCGCCGCCGCUCCCUUUCCCAAACAUCAAGUGCUUCAACAAUGUGGCCGAGUAUGAGGGCUUUCUGAAGGGCGGCCGGGGCCGAGCGAAAGCGGAGAAUGUCGAGAAAAGGCGACGGAAAGCGACGAAAGGAGUCGCGGACCCGGAGCGCAUCGACAGACUGAGGAAGCUGAUGGUGGUGUCGGCUUCAGAGGAAGGAGAGGCCAGCACCACGAAACCGAGGAGGAAGCAGAAGAUCCAGAAAAAUGUCCUGACCAGGAUGCCCCUGUGUAAGGGGAGUCCUCUGGGUGAGCUGCAUCGCUGCAUCCAGGAGCGGAUCAGAGUCAAAGUUCACAUCAGGACCUUCAAAGGAUUGAGGGGUGUGUGCUCUGGCUUUCUUGUAGCCUUUGACAAGUUCUGGAACAUGGCCAUGGUGGAUGUGGAUGAGACAUACAGGGAACCGCUGUUUGGGGAGGCGCUGUACCACGAGAAAGCACUCACCAUUUCACGGCUCUUUGAGAAGCUGAAUCUCCAGGAAAGCCCAGGCGUCCAGGAAAAAGCCGACAAGCAUCCACCUGCAAAUCCCAGAGCUGCCCCGGAAAGCUGCUUUGCUCGGAUGGAGGGUGACGGCGCCACAUCCGAGUCUGAGCUGUCAGAAGCUAUUAAAAGCAAACAGGAUAAACUCCAAGUCUCACUGAAGGCGAAGGACCCACACAUGCGUCCAAAGGGGGAAUCCCAGAAGUACGGGAAAGUCUACACGCGCCACAUCAACCAGCUCUUCAUUCGUGGUGAGAAUGUCAUCCUGGUUAACCCACAGCCUCUCUGAUUUAUUCAUCACCUGUCAGAAAUUCAUUCUGGACUGAAAAAAAAAUCUGUUUUAGGAUCCUGUGUGAUGAAACACUGUUGUUUUGAUUGAAUUUGAUUCAGAUGAAUCAAAUACUGACUGUUAUAUCAUGUUGAUAUGAAGUUUUUCCCAGGUCACCAGAGAAAUAUCCUUGCUAUGGAGUAAUAAAAGCUUAUCAGCUCAAA